ACAGUUCACGCUGCACCGGACAAGAUGCUCACACGGGAUCCGCUAUCAUACAAUUCUACGGUUAAGGGCAGAAGGAUGGCCCGGUAUACGCAGGUGUUCAGAGACUGUGACAUAGUACUCAAGCACAUACUAGGAGAUUUGAACCCUGUGGCGGGUGUACAGUCGGGUUUAGAUUAUCACAUUGAUCCCGUAAUGCAGGUGCAUGCAGCGCCGGUAGAAGUACGGGUUCAUUAGAAUGAGCCGCUGGUGGUGUCGCCGAAAACUGAGUCUUACGCGUUAAGUAAGAGCUGGUUCAUCAAGUUUUAGAGGACGUUCGGGCCGUUUGAUGCGGAAGCUUUGCACAUCCGACUAAUUAUAGGCUAAAACCCUUCUACCUGCCUACUUUGACAAGGGAACUUUCUGCACUGCGCAUCUGAGCGGGCACCAGCUGGUACCUCAACCCGAAGUGGCUGGGCCUGGGCAAGGUGGUUGCGAGAAUCAGGAGACAAGGCAACGGCCACAUUGAUUUGUCCGUAUGCUCCUGAGGGGAGAUGAGGUAAAAAAAUGAUUCCGCUGCCUUCAGCUGAUCCCGUGGUUAUUUAUCAAACGGAUGGGUGUUCCUGAAGUAUGGGCAUCAGCCCAUGUCUGCACCGGAGUGUAAAAUGCUAGUGUGUCACAUACAUGAGUCCAAACAGGUCGCACAUACAGCUCGCGCAAGGAUUUAUGAGAAAAGAUCAAGGCCAAGCGUCCUGUCUUCGCGAUACUGGCUACGGCGGCAGUAAUGCGCGAGGAUGAGGUGGUAUUAUGCCAUGGUGCAGGAGAACACAGAAGGUGCUGUGACUCAUCCGAGUGGAAAAAUGGUUACUUGUGGGCUAUCUGAUGAGGACGCAGGCAUAGCGACAGAGCACACCCCUCUACGGUAGGUACAUCUUCCACGCAAUCCUGGAGGGAAGCCAGUGGGGUAUUUGAGCAGUCGGUGCCGAAAACAGAAGUCCAGCUUAAGGAAGUUGGUGCGCCGCAGGUUGGGGGGUAGUUAGGAUCAGAGUACACGCGCUCAGAGUGCCAAGUCCCCGACGAAGCUGACUCGCCGUCGGAGGAAUGCAGCCAAGAUUGUGGACACGUACCUGUUCGGGACGACAUGGACGUUGACGAGCCGAAGGCCAGGAAACCACCUAGUACAGAGGAGCGCACUAAGAUAGAGCAGGAUCCAUGGAUGGGCCUAUGGAAGACGUGAUACGUGAACGUCUGCGGUCAAUAAGAAGGUCAGUCUUUGGGGUUGAGAUGGUGGGCACAUUCAUAGAACCGAUUGUAUGCUACACUCACGAGCUCUCGGUGCAUGCGAGUGCCAAGCGACUGGAUCAGCCCAUGCGCACGCUUUGCGGUUGGUGCGUCAUGAUGGAGAUGUGCACUCAUGUGUGCCAGAGUUGCGAUGACUGUCAGGCGAUCUCUGAUGAUCUGGGACUGGACAAGCGUUUGCAGCAGCAGCCACGUUACUCUGAAGAAGCCAUGUGUGAGCUUAGCAUGGACUUUAUGGGCUUUGACUUGGUGAGCGGCUAGUCCAAGGUGUUAUUGGCAGUGGACACACAGGCUCGCAUGAUGUUUGCUUUUAGUGUCUUUGGUCCAAAUGCAGACGGUCCGUCGGUAGUUCGUUUU
Molecule: messenger RNA, 1632 nt
Organism: Sphaeroforma arctica JP610
Lineage: Eukaryota; Ichthyosporea; Ichthyophonida
Exons: 1
Coding region: 1189-1536 (115 amino acids)
Source: RefSeq, a predicted model, not a curated record